Hibiscus syriacus is the source of this 348-nucleotide messenger RNA. RefSeq names its product blue copper protein-like. The transcript has 2 exons. Gene Ontology annotation, cellular component: plasma membrane. NCBI's taxonomy places the organism in Eukaryota, Viridiplantae, Streptophyta, Magnoliopsida, Malvales, Malvaceae. The coding region runs from base 1 to 348 and encodes 115 amino acids. The record is from RefSeq and is a predicted model, not a curated record. Gene Ontology annotation, molecular function: electron transfer activity.
AUGGCUGCUGUGGCGGUGGUGAUGUGUUGUAUGGCUGUGGUGGAAGCUUAUGUUUACACCGUCGGUGAGAGCUAUGGCUGGGUUGUUGGUCCCAAUUACACUGCCUGGGGUUUUUCCAAGUCCUUUAAAGUUGGUGAUUACCUUGUGUUUGAUUAUUCGAGCGAGUAUUCAGUGGAUGAAGUAUUUGAAAAUGACUACAAUACUUGUAAUGUGGAUCAUCCAAUCUCCUCCGACAAGAGUGGCUCCACCGCCUUCAAUCUUGUCGCUCCUGGCCCUCGCUACUUCAUCUGCGGCGUCUCCGACCUAUGUAAAAAAGGAAUGAAGCUCGUCGCCAAUGUCACCACUUAA